UAUAGGACCUCUAGGUGGUGAAGCCUGCGGCUUCUAUAAUCUUCGCUUCUAAUUUUCUGGCUGCGCUGAGAAGAUGAGUUUGGAGUAACAGCUGAUCACAAAUAAAGUAAAACCUGAAUGCAGCUCCAAGAAAUCAGAUUUUAGCGCGUCACCAGAGGAGUCUCCAACAGCCAAGCGCACCAAUCCUGACCGAUCCAUCAAUUGACAUACACGAACGACGCUGUUCCAAAUUUCAAAGGAUUCCGGUUUUAACCAUUUCAUUCAGUCGCGCUCUGGAUUUAAACUUGCUCGGUAUUGUUUCUAGAUACGUUGAUCCGUGCAUCGUUACUAAUCGUAAUUUUCUCGGCAGCUUACUAGAAUUACUAGUAGAUUUGAUAAUGAAACAGAGACCAAACGAUUUUACUACGAAUCUUUUACAAACAUGAAUGAAAGCUGAAGUACUAGUAUGCCUUUGCCUCUAGAAGAUCAAUUUUUGGAUGAACAAAGUACAUAAUAUUGCAACUGCAGCUAUCAGAGAGAUACCAAAUUUUUAUCGUUAUCCGAUUUGAUUUUUUCUGACAAAUGUUUAUGGCUUGUCGCUUCUCUUUAUGGCAGGUCACUUUAAUUUAUCAUGAUCCAUGUGACUCAGUUUAUGAUAUCAUACGCCAGUUACUGGAUAUGACCUGUUCUGUUUAAGUUUGGUUAAAUUAUUUAAGUGAGGUAACUGAUCAGAUAGGUAUAUGAAAAAGUGUAAACAAUUUUUGCGGUCUACGGGCGAGUGAAGUGUAAGCUCAUCAAAACUGAAAAGUUCAAACGGGAUUCAAUAAUACAGUUCAUAAUUUGCAUUCCGAAUGGAGAUUCCCAGACUACCACUCAGUUGCUCGCCCAAAGUUAAACAAGUUUUGGAUUGCGCGCUGUUGGCUCCUGUGAAAACGGAGAGACAGAUCUGGGAAAAUUCUAUGCUAGAAGAUGAUCCCAAUGCGAACUGCUCAGUUGUUCCGGAGAAGAAAGAAAGCGGUCCCAGAUGGGGUCCUGAGCAUCGCGGCGCUCAAGAGUUAGCCAAUUUAUAUAGUAGGGGUAAACGAAUUCAAGAAUGCAUCUGUGUAGCAGUUUGCCUCACGCUGAUGGCUGUGAAUUCUGUGUUCAUUUUGGCACAUAUAAAAAUCGAAAAACUUAGUAGCAUAGUGGCGGCGGCAUUUUUCGGAAUUCUCACGGCCGACUUUUGUUCGGGAUUUGUGCAUUGGGCUGCCGAUACCUGGGGAUCUGUAGAAUUACCAAUCAUAGGAAAAAAUUUUCUCCGUCCAUUUCGUGAACAUCAUAUCGAUCCUACGUCGAUAACUCGUCACGAUUUCAUUGAAACAAACGGCGAUAACUUCAUGGUAACCAUCCCAUUUUUGGGACGAAUGGUAUGGGAUUUUCUCACCUUACCGGAAGACGACGUCCAGAAAAAAUUCGCAUGGAACUGUUACGUAUUUUUAUUGGCCAUUUUUGUGGCUAUGACAAAUCAAAUUCAUAAAUGGUCGCACACUUACUUCAGUCUGCCGUUGUGGGUGGUUUUUCUUCAAGACUGGCAUAUAAUUCUACCUAGACGCCACCAUAGAAUACAUCACGUUGCACCACAUGAAACCUAUUUCUGCAUCACUACGGGAUGGUUAAAUUGGCCAAUGGAAAAGCUCCGAUUUUGGAGCGCUUUGGAGUAUCUUAUAGAGUUGACUACUGGAUAUAAACCUAGAGCUGACGAUCUUAAAUGGGCCGAAAAAAGGAAUUAGAUGUGGUGCGACCCAGAACUUUUGAAACAUUUAAGUUCCGAAUUAGAGCAGUGGGGAUUUAAUUCAAUGUGUAAAGUUUUCGCUUCUGCGUUAGCUUCUUAUGGAUAACUGAGAAGCGAGCAGGACCAGUAAUCAGUAAUCAUGGUAUACCUGAUACCAUGAAAUUCUCCAAGUAGACCUUAUAAAUGAACAGUAAAUUAUAAUAUAGAGUUAUUGGGUCCAAUUCAGCUAAAAUUUAUUACUUAAAGAAAGUAUAACUUUUUUAAAUGCAUUUUCAUAAUUCAACAAUUGCCGCAAUUUUUUAUUAGGUAGAUUUCACUGGUAAAUUUGCAUUAAAUUUAUAUUUUCCGUCUUAAGGGACGGGACUUUGUGUCUUAGUAAAGCCACAUAAUGCAUUGUAUGAAGCGUCUUUAAAUGUAAUACUCGUACUUGAUUAUGAGUUAAUAAGCAAAAUAGCGGCCAUUGAUGUAUGGUUGCUUUAGGUACAUUAGCAUUCCGUUUCCGUAAGUUCCUUUAAUUUUAAGUGUGCAAAGUAUCAAAUACAGCAAAACUGAGAAAAUUUCAUUUUUAAAGAA
Molecule: messenger RNA, 2323 nt
Organism: Dendroctonus ponderosae (mountain pine beetle)
Lineage: Eukaryota; Metazoa; Arthropoda; Insecta; Coleoptera; Curculionidae
Gene: Kua
Product: plasmanylethanolamine desaturase
Exons: 6
Coding region: 831-1748 (305 amino acids)
Molecular function (GO): oxidoreductase activity
Source: RefSeq, a predicted model, not a curated record